Fraxinus pennsylvanica is the source of this 867-nucleotide messenger RNA. Lineage: Eukaryota; Viridiplantae; Streptophyta; Magnoliopsida; Lamiales; Oleaceae. The record is from the annotation of a GenBank genome assembly.
AUGCUGAAACCACCCAUGCCUGGUUAUUCAGAGGUCGUUUCUUUACUUCAAGGCUAUGAACAACGUGUUCAAUGGCAUGAACCUCAGCAUCUUGCAUUCUAUGGUCAACGACAACGGAAUCAACAAGGUAAUAACAAUCGUUUUUCUGCCCAGCAAGGCAAUAGCAAUCGUUCCCCUGGUCAUGAUUUCACCUCCCAAGGCCGAGGGUUCCAACCCACAAACACAAAUACUUCUGGAGAGGACUCAUUUCCUUAUAAAUCAGCAAAUGAACAACUUUCUGCUGGCUCUUCUAAUAUUACUGAAUUUAAUGACUGGAUUGAUACAACUAAUAUUGAUAAAACUUCUCUGUCAUUUCAGGACUCAAUAACACCUGCAUCUGGUGAUCAUUCGAAUUCACUCUCCACUCCAUCAGAUGUCGAAGUUGCCACCCAUGAGGGAUUUCAGACUCCUGAAAUCCAUCUUGACCAUGAAAGAAUCAUUUCGGAUGCAAAUGCCAACAUAGAGUCUUUAGACAGUCCUCUACGCCCCUUACCUGUGUCUCCUCCAGAUUCUUCUGCUGAACAAGAUUUGAUUGUGGUUGCUGAAACAAACUCCUUCACUGAAUCUUCAUCAGGUUGUAAUGUCGAUGGAUCAAAUGUUCCUGUUCCUCCACUACAAUUAACGGCACCUCCCACCGAACAUCAUAUGUGUUGGGUGAUAUCGGAUACUGUGGUCGGGCUGGCGGAGUAUUUUCUUGAUACUGAAGCUCAGGAGAUUGAAUUUGAGAUUGCAAGAUUGAGGCCUCGGCACAUAUAUGGUGGGCUAAACAAAGUGUCAGAGUACCGAAAGAAUGGAUUCCUUAGGAAAGAUGGUGAGUUCAUGUUGUAG